AUGGAUCCCCACUCCCGCUUCUCCCACUUCAACUCUCGCCAGACGAGAACUGCCCCUGGUCCCUCCUCUUCUCGGUAUAUGGACCCUCGUCCAAAGCCGCGCAUCAAUCUCGAAGAUCUACCUCCCAAGGCUUCCUCCAAGUUUCCCGCUUCACCCAAGACGUCCUCGUCCAUCACUUCUCCAUCCGCUCUCUACGCAGAGCGGCCAGUGGCUACGAACUCAAGGAUAAAGCAAGACGAGCAAUACCGUAAAGACAUCCACCUUGCGUUCGUGAACAAUGCUCUGCAGCUUAAAGCUCAGGGGCAAGGAGAUGCGUUCGACGAGCUUGUCGAUCAGUUCAACCCUCGCAAGAUCGCUGCCAUCAGACCGGAUGCCCCUUCCCCCGCACCGCAGUUACGCCUAUGGCUCAUUGCCCUUUCGCAUGUCAUCUCUCGCAUCGAACGCUCCCAUCAUGCGCUAGUUCAGUCCAUCGUCAAUAUGCCUUGGACCACCAUGGAUACAACUUUCGUCCGCACAUAUACCAAUUUCGUUGGUAUGCUCUUGAGCGCCAGGCCGGAAUAUCUGUCGCUGGUGCUGGGAAGGAUUGCGCAGAGUUUCACAUACCAGUCCGGUUUGCAGGCAGUUGACACCGGCAUGCCCGAGGGUUCUGCAAGACCGCUCACACGACGCGUCGUAUAUGACCGCGUACACUACCUCCUCCGUCACUUGACUUCGAUUGUGCCCACAUAUCCGUCCACCCUUCAACCUUUACUCGCUCGCAAUUUCCCCCACAAGCGACACAAUCAAAUCGCUCAAGUCACCUAUAUUCGCAAUCUCCUCCGUGUAACCGACUACUGCCCGGAGAUCGCCGACCGCAUUCUAGCGUUGGUCAUAGACCGCGCGAUCCAGAUAGACGUUGAAAUCCAGGUAGAGCUGGAGGAAUUGGAGGAACAGCUAGAGUCUGAGGACCAUGGCGAAAUGUUCGACCUGGAUCCUUUCGAUACUGUUGUUGGUCAGGAGGGUGAGGAGAGCGAUUCAGAUGGAGAAGAUAACGACGCGAACGAAGAUGGUGACAACCUGAGCGACCUGUCCUCCGAUGCUGGCGGAAGCCCUGAUGAUGAUGAAGACGAAGCCGACGUAGAGACCGACUUCAAGCAUAUCCAGGGCAUGGUGAACAAGCUGGAUGCGAUCCUGAAAGUGGUGUUCGACCACUUCAACAAGACGCACGCCGCGUCGGAUCCUGCAGUGAUCCCUCCAACCUCCCCACCUUCGCGCCUCGACUCGCCCCUCGCUCUCAAUACCGACGUCGCCGCACUGCCUGCAAUUUCGCCUGAAGAGGGCAAAGCCCGCCGACGGGCGCAGUUCCACACACUUCUUGCCAUCUUCGACCGCACCAUCCUCCGCACCUUCAAGUCCCGUUACACCCAAUUCAUCAUCUUCUGGUACUCCUCCCUCGAUCCAGAGUUCACGGACCUCUUCCAAGGUAUGCUUGUCUCCAAGGCGCUCCUCGAGGAAGACCUGCCCCCCGUCACCCGCGCUGCUGCGGCCAGCUACAUCGCCUCGUUCGUCUCUCGCGCCCAGUUUGUCGACCGUGAGGGCGCGCGUCGCGUCAUCUCGGUGCUCUGUCUCUUCCUCCGCGCGCAGCUCGACGCGCUCGAUGCCGCCGCCCAGCUCGGCUUCCCGUCCACCGCAGCGGCCGUCGCGCAGCACGGCGUGUUUUAUGCCGCCGUGCAGGCCGUCUUCCUCAUCUUCUGCUUCCGCUGGCGCGACCUGCUCGAGGAGCACUCGGAAGGCGAGGCGGACGCAGACGAGGAGGUGGACGAGUUCGCGGGCGCCGCCCGCCGCCCGCCUAAGAAGUGGAUGGAGCACCUCGACGUCGUCCAGCGCGUCGUCACUUCGGAACUCAACCCGCUGAAGGUGUGCUCACCGAACGUCGUGAUGCAGUUCGCGCGCGUCGCGCACGCGACCGGCUUCGUCUACUGCUACUCCAUCCUCGACGCAAACCGCCGCUCGGACUACGCGCUCCCCGCGGCGACGGCCGCGGCCGCGCGGCCAUCCAAGGCGCGCAUCCACGCGCUCGAGCGCGCGAUGACCUCGGAGCUCAACACGUUCUUCCCCUUCGACCCGUACAAGCUCCCGCGCUCGGGCGAGUAUAUCCAGGGCGUCUACCGCGAGUGGGCGUCGGUGGCCAUCGACGACGAUGACGAUGACGAGGACGAGGACGAGGAUGAAGAGGGAGAAGGCGUCACAGACGUGGAGGAGAGCGAGGAGCCAGCGGGUAUCUUGGUCAACGGCGCACGGCAGGUGGAAGCGGAUGGCACGGACGGGCUAGGGGAGUCGUUCGGCGGAAUGAGCAUCAGCCCUGCACGCCCUAUGCCGCCUGUACAAAACUCGGUCGUCGUGGUAUGA
Epithele typhae is the source of this 2388-nucleotide messenger RNA. RefSeq names its product RNA polymerase I-specific transcription initiation factor RRN3. Gene Ontology annotation, cellular component: nucleus. The transcript has 6 exons. Gene Ontology annotation, molecular function: RNA polymerase I general transcription initiation factor activity; RNA polymerase I core binding. The record is from RefSeq and is a predicted model, not a curated record. NCBI's taxonomy places the organism in Eukaryota, Fungi, Basidiomycota, Agaricomycetes, Polyporales, Epitheliaceae. The coding region runs from base 1 to 2388 and encodes 795 amino acids. Gene Ontology annotation, biological process: transcription initiation at RNA polymerase I promoter.